Gymnogyps californianus (California condor) is the source of this 5265-nucleotide messenger RNA. RefSeq names its product MALT1 paracaspase (gene MALT1). The record is from RefSeq and is a predicted model, not a curated record. Gene Ontology annotation, molecular function: cysteine-type endopeptidase activity. Gene Ontology annotation, biological process: proteolysis. Bases 1 to 2457 code for a protein of 818 amino acids. The transcript is spliced from 17 exons. Lineage: Eukaryota; Metazoa; Chordata; Aves; Accipitriformes; Cathartidae.
AUGUCGGAGCCGGUGCGGAGCACGCUGGGGUCCCUGCCCCUCAGCCGCCUGGCGGAGCCGCUGCUCCGGAGGCUCAGCGAGCUGCUGGACCGGGCAGCGCCCGGCAAGGGCUGGCGGGACCUGGCGCAGCGAGCGGGGAGCCGGGGCAGGGUCCGGCUGAGCCCUCUGGAUUUAGAACAGUGUUCCCUCAAAGUGCUGGAGCCAGAAGGAAGUCCCAGCUGGAGUCUCCUGAAACUACUGGGAGAUCGCGGUUGCACUGUGGUGGAGCUUGUGGAGUUCUUGCAGGCCCUGGAGCAUACAGAGGCUCUCCAGUGUCUCAGCCAUUCAGGUAUAAAGAUUGUUGUACAGCCAGACUCUCAAGCAGUGCUCUCUGGUCAGGUCGUCAAGCUGUGUUGUUGGGCAACAGGACACCCAUUUGUGCAUUACCAGUGGUUCAAGCAGGAAAAAGAGGUUCCCCAUGGUAAUUCUCCAGAGCUGGUUUUGAAUCCAGUGAACGUAAAUGAUUCUGGCUUUUACAUCUGUCGAGUGAACAGUGAAUCUUCCUUUGUAUUCAGCCGGUGGGCACGACUUGAAGUUUGUGAUCUCCAGGGUGCAUCUCAUGGGAGCUUAAUUGGUUUGCCUGAAAACAAGUUGCGCAUUUGUAUUCAGCCUCAGCCACAAAACCUGACAGUGGGGGAUGCUUUGGUACUAGAAUGUGGAGCUGUUGGAAACCCAAUUCCUCGUUACCAGUGGUUCAGAAAUGGAUUUCGCUUGGCAAAUGGGAGCAAAAAUGUCUACAUGGUAACUUAUGUGGAUGUGGAACAUCAAGGGACAUAUUGGUGUCAUGUAUUCAAUGACCGGGAAGAUCAAGACAGCAAGAAGAUAGAAGUCAUUAUAGGAAGGAAAGCUAUGGCAGUGGAGUGCACAGAAGAAGAUCUAAGUGAUCUUCAAAAAUCAGCAGACCUACAAGAACAGUCAGAUCACAGACCUGUUGCAACAGACAAGGUAGCUCUGUUAAUAGGAAAUAUGAGCUACUGGAAUCACCCCCAACUCAAGGCUCCAAUGGUAGAUGUCUAUGAAUUGACCAAUUUGCUAAGACAGCUGGAUUUCAAAGUUGUUUCUUUGCUGGAUCUUACUGAGUCCGAGAUGCGAAAUGCAGUGGAUGAAUUUUUACUUCUCCUGGACAAAGGAGUAUAUGGUUUGUUAUACUAUGCUGGCCAUGGCUACGAAAACUAUGGAAACAGUUUCAUGGUUCCUAUUGAUGCUCCAAAUCCCUACCGAUCUGCAAACUGUCUGUGUGUGCAGAACAUCCUCAAACUAAUGCAGGAGAAAGAGACAGGACUUAAUGUAUUCCUACUGGAUAUGUGUCGGAAAAGAAAUGAAUAUGAUGACACAAUUCUUAUCUUAGAUGCUCUGAAGGUUACAGCCAACAUUGUUUUUGGAUAUGCAACGUGCCAAGGAGCAGAAGCUUUUGAAAUUCAGCAGUCGGGGUUGGCCAAUGGAAUCUUCAUGAAAUUCUUGAAGGACCGUUUGUUAGAAGACAAGAAGAUUACUGUACUGCUUGAUGAGGUUGCAGAAGAUAUGGGCAAGUGUCACCUUACCAAAGGCAAGCAAGCUUUGGAGAUCCGCAGCAGUUUGUCUGAGAAAAGGGCAUUAACUGAUCCCAUUCAACAAACCGUAUCUUCUGCAGAGUCUCUGGCACGGAACCUACAGUGGGCCAAAGCUCAUGAGCUUCCAGAAAGUAUGUAUCUUGAAUUCAGAUGUGGUGUUCAGAUUCAGUUGGGGUUUGCAGCCGAGUUUUCCAAUGUCAUGAUAAUCUACACGCGAAUUGUAAAGAAGCCACCUGAAAUAGUAGUUUGCAGAGCCUACGUUACAGACUUUGCCCUCGACCUGGAUGUGGAUCCUAAAGAGGCUAAUAAAGGAACUCCUGAGGAAACGGGAAGCUAUUUAGUAUCAAAGGACCUUCCCAAACACUGCCUCUACACCAGGCUAAGUUCACUGCAAAAACUAAGGGAACACUUGAUCUUCACUGUUUGCUUGCACUAUGAGUACCCAGGAAUAGAAGAUACAAUGGAUGAAAGAAAGGAAGUUAAUGUUGGGAAGCCCCUUAUUGCUAAAUUAGGCCUUCAUCAUGGAUUCAAAAAUAACAACUGUCUCCAGACCUGUUGCAUGGCUAAUAAUCCUUUUCAUAAUCAAAUAGAAUCAAGUCCGGUGGCAACUAAAUACUACGUCCCUAGUCAUUGCCAACCAAAUUCCUGUCCCGGCAUUUACCAUCCAAACCGUAUUUGCUCAGACAGCAUCAGACAACCAGCGGCAUGUUCUUGCAAUGGGACUUCAAGGAUAUUAGCUUCAAGACAUGAAGUACGGAAUUACUCACCCCCUGUGGAAAAGAGUAAUGUACCAGUAGAGACCACUGAUGAUACUGCUGAACUGGAAUUCCUUCUCUCUAACAACCUCAGAUUCUCUAAACAGCAGUAGCUGUGAUGUGUUCAGAAUAGACCAGAGUAUCAUCCUUGAAUAGGGGACCUUCCACACUGCUUAUCCAUCUUCUGGAGUUUGGGGGCUUCAGGACAAAGGGAUUGGAGUGUCUAGAGGUGGUACUGGGAAUGAGGUUAUGAUGAUAAUUUUUCAGAUCCAAAGAGACAAAACUGGACUGAUAGAUUUAGGAAUGAAAAAGGCAUGGUUUUUAUUUUUUUCUCCUACCAUUUGACAUUUGAUACAGGGAAAAACCUGAACUCCUCAGAGUUUCCUGUUCCAUUCUCUGGCAGUGAAGCAGCUAACGAACAGAAGCAAUCACGCAGUUCUGGGAGGAAGUUGCCUGUCUCUAUUAGGGGAUGAAUGCAUAAAAGCCUGGCUGUGGUGUCAGAGUUUCUCUUGAGAUAGUAAAGCCUUGGAUCUUCCCAGCUGCUUCUCCAGUACCUACUGGAGUUAUAAGAUUUACUGUAAAUGCAUUUUUCAUAAAUCUGUUUUCAGAGAGGAAUUGCUCAUGCUAUACAAAACCAAGAUAAACAUGUAUAGCUGUCAGAGGAAGAAAUGACAGAAUUAAGCAGGAAAAUGAAUUUCCAUGUCCUCUAUGAUUUAACAUUAUUUUAAAAAAUCCAUUAGCCCCAAAAUGAUAAAUAUACGUUUCUCUCAUCAUCUUUCAGUUUCAGUUGUUCAAUAUCCAGGGAUUUCUUUUUACAUACUGCAUUAAAAUAAGGUUUUAUGUGUUUACAUAUGUUGCAACAGCCUCCUAUUGAGUAUAUAAGAUGACACAUAAUGUAAAUGAACUGAGCAAAGAGGGAGCUUUUAUAGUGAAGAUACUGUGUUUUAAUAUUCCAGUGUUAAGAAUGUGUCUCAUUCAAGCCUCAGUUUCUUUCCUUCCUCAUGUAUGUAUUAGGAUCAGUCACGGACAUUCCAGUCCCUUGGAUGUAGCUAAUCAUCAGCUUUGACUGCAUUCUCCUCUCUCAUGGUCAGAUGUCCAGUGUCUGGCAGCAACUGACAGAUGGAUGAAGAGCUGUGCAAGGAAAACAAAACCUGAACUGAGCUAGUAAACUAACAUUAUCACUUUUUUUUUCUUUUCUUUUUUUUUUUUUAAGAGAACUACAAAUCAUCAGAGGGAGCAAAGUCACAGAUUCAUACUGUGGUGGAUUGUUCUUAUUACAAUAAUCUUUCUCUUAUGUAACACACUUAAGAUUUUUGCUGAUCUGAUUUCUGGAAAGGUGGUCUUUUCAUGUUCUGGAAGAACACUAAAUGGACGUGUGGGGAAGAAGUGCCUGUUCAUAGCAAGCAAAAUAUUGUAUAGUUAGUCAUGCAGUAAGACAUGCUGAAGGCUAAAAAUGAAUGGGCAAAAUGAGUGAAAACUUUGGGGUUCUUCAGGCUGAAGUACAGGGAUGGUGUUCCUGGACACCAGCCGUUGCUUUUCUGUGGUGAUUUUAAAAAGCAAACAAACAACCCCUACUCAGUUGUUUUCCAGGCCAAAUGAAUUUAUAUUCAUUCAAAGAAAAAUGCUAAAAAUCUACCCUAAAACUGUGAAGAUCCAAGAUAAAGCUUCCAGCACACACAAACUUAUAAAAGAUAAAGCAACUUCAAAUGCAGUCUGCUGAAGGUGAGGGACACUUUGUAUAUGGCCCUACAUGUGUGCAUUUGCUCUGGAGCUCAAAGGUGGAGUUCUUCUCUCCAUAGACCAGGUGCCAGAAGUAAGCUAGUCUUCUAGGUCCUUUAGCCUCUGAACCCCAGAAUCUCACUAUUAGAGGUAGAGGCAUAGGCGCCUUCCGAAGACAGUUGAUCCUCUGCUGAAAAGCAAAUGACCUACUUUCAUAUGGCGCAUUAUUGGUUCGUUGAACAAAGGGAACAGAUAGACCUAGCUUGGGCUAGCUGCCAAGCUUUUUACAUGAUGCAAAAUUUAUUGAGCUGUCUUUGGGAAAGGGCAGUUUUGCUCACCAAACUGUUUUGCAUAUUCACGUUGAAUAGUUUGGUCAAAAAAGACAUAGUAGUUUUUUUAAUGUUUGGGUUUGUUUCAAAAUACUGAAGAAUCUGUGACUUGCCUAUGUGUGUCUGUGGACGAGUGUGAGAACACUGAUGUUUUAUUAGGUCUUUAAAAGUCUUGAUGCUUUGAAAGCACGAAAAUAUUGGGGUGUGUGGUAAUUAAAAUUCAAGGGAGUUUUCAGAUAUGGGUAGUAGCCUCUCCUGCCCUGGUAAUAUUGAUAAGCAGUAUUGCUUUAAUUAAGAUCCGCAUCAUGAAAUAAUUUUUUACUCUAGAAAAAUUAUCAUAGCGCUUUUCAUUAAGUAGGUAGCAAAAAAUUAAAAUAACUGAAUCUCAUUGAUGUGGUGGACAAACCAGUUUAAAUCUUCAGUUGAGAGUGCUGCCUUCUGGUGGGAUCUGGUAGUCUUACAGCAUGUUGGCUGGACACUGAGGGAGGUGCUCUACGUGGUCAUAACAAGUUUCAGAUGGGAGUGUUAACGCAUCAUUAACUAGAUCCGUUGAUCUUCAAAUUCAUCUGUGCUGAAAGGUGGAUAUAUGUACAUGGAUAUUAAUGUAGUUAUUUCCAGAAUGUCAGCCAUGCUUGAAGUAAUCUGCAAAUGAGCUUGAGUUUCUGAUUUUCUCCUGGAGGGUAUUAAAUAGCGAAAUAUUUAUUGAUGAGUGAGAUGUACCUGUGCAUUAACUACCCUGUGCAAUUGACUUAUAAAUCAAAAAUUAUAGCUUGAGACAUGGUCUAGUACUGUAAUAUUUAGCUAAUACUUUGUCGCAGUUUCCUAAUUUGUAUAAAAGUUUAUUCUGUUUCUUACUGUGUAAUAAACUGUUGU